CCUAUAAUAAAAGGGUUAUAUGAGCAUCAGAGAAGCUGUCCACGUAGGACAAUUAAAUCAGCCAAUCAGGAGAUUUCUUUUUGACACGUCAUCAAGCUCAGCUCCGUUGCUUUGGUUCUUCUUCACGCCUUUCGCGAUCCUAGAGGCGAUAGAUUCGACGUUUCCCUUUUCAAUUUUUCCAGAUCCCAUUUUGCUAGAUCAAAUCGUGAAACCCUUUGCUUUUCCUCUCUUAAUCCACGUUAUCCGGUGAUCCUAAAAGAAGUGUUAUUCUAUCUCGAAGGAUUCCGAUGAGAUCUAAACGCAGCGAUGGAGGUCUGCUGCAGAAAACCUUGCCGUCGCCGGCUCAACCUCCGUCUGAGAACCAGAGAACCGCGGCGGAGGAACAAAGGAGAAACGAGAAGAUCGUGAGAUUCACAGAACUGAGCCGUGGUAUCUGCACGGGUUCUAAGGGAAUGAAGGAUCGGCCGAUACGAUGCAUGACGUCUUCAGGAACGUCAGAAGGAAGAGGAGAUCAGAAGGAAUCUGGUUCUCUGGUUCUCAGACGGAGGUCAGAUAUGGAAGAGAAGAAGCUUGCAGAUAGAGUCAGCGAUGAGCAAGUAAAGAUAAUUGAAUUGAUGGUUUCUGAUGUUGAUGCGAGGGAUACCGAAGAUGAGGUCUUUGAGGAAGCUAUCGACAGUUCGAAGCCUGAAUCUUUCCAAGCCGAUGAUGGGUUACACGAGGAUUUGCCUUCAGAGGAAGUGAAAGUGCCAGAGGUUAAUGGAGAGAGCCAUGGUGAGGCAAACCUGCAACAACUAACUACGGGAGAGGCUGUACCAGGUUUUGUGACUUCCCAAAUGAAUGGUGAUGAAGGGGAAGCAGGUGCAGGGAAUGUCAGCGAGACAGCUACACUUUCUUUUUCUGAAAAUGGAAUCGUCUCCCCUGAGAAGAAAGCUGUUCUCCUCUCUUUCGGGUCAGAGAAGGAAGAGAAGAAGCUUGGAGACGAUAGAAUCAUCCAUGACCAAGUAGAGAACAAUAUAUUACUGGUUUCUGAUGUUGUCUUUGUGGAAGCUAUUGUCGGUUUCCAAGCCGAUGAUGGGUUGCACGAGGAUUUACCUUCAAAGGCAACUCAUGAACAUUCCAUGGAUGAUCUGGAAGAAGAGAAUAGCAAUGACAAGGAAGUGAAAGAUUCCAAGGUUAGUGGAGAGACCCAUGGUGAGGCAAACCUGCAACAUAUAACUGAGGGAGAGGCUGCACCAGGUUUUGUGACUUCCAAAAUGAAUGGUGACGAGGGGGAAUCAGGUGCAGAGCAGGAUGCUUUAUAAAAAAGCACAAGAAUAGAUUGAAUCAUCAAAAGCUUGAGAAUUGUGAACCAGAAAGGAAAGCAGCCGACUUUAGGUAGAGUACUCGGCCUUUCCUCAGUCUUGUGGAGAAGAAAUGGUUGGCGUUUCAGAGUGGAUCAGCACAAGAACAGAUUGAAUCAUCAAAAGCUUGAGAAUUGUGAACCAGAAAGGAAAGCAGCCGACUUUAGGUAGAGUACUCGGCCUUUCCUCAGUCUUGUGGAGAAGAAAUGGUUGGCGUUUCAGGGUAGAUGAGACAUACAAAUUUCCGUAAAAUUUUCCUUUCGCAGUGUUGUACUUUGCAUUUAGCUUGACAUUUGUACAUUAAUAAAUUGGAUUUAAAUUUACAUAAGGUUCUUUGCAUGAUAUUUCUCUCUUAUCUGUCUUUAUUUUCAUUGCAGGCUUCACUUGAAUCUGAGAUGAUAAAGCCACAACUGAUCUGAAACUCUUUGGUGUCAAUCUAAAGCUAUUGGAAGACAAUCUCCCGCUUAACAGAGUAUACAAAUUAAAAGAUGUGUCUGCUGCUCCAAUUCGUUUCUUUCAGUGACAUGAAGGGGUCGUUGGUCGGAUUUCACUGAGUAUCAAAACGAAGCUCCAAAAGCAGAAGUUACACGAUGAAGAAUCUGGAGCGAAAGACGAGGAGAUAGAGAGGAAGAUGGAGAUUGGGCAAAGGGUUUAAGCUCAGCUUGGUUGUCUCGAGGAAGAGACUAAGCGCAUUGCCUUGAUCCGUGAGAAGCUUAGCAUGAUAACGAGUAGAAAGAAGUUACAUUGGUCAGGAAGAAGAUUGAUUUUGUCAACAAAGAAUUCUCAACAAGCCAAUCUGUAAAGCUACCACCACCAGCAAAGAAUCCUCAAGGUUCCAAAAAAGAGGAGAUUGAGUAGCCAAAUCCAGGUUGAAGAGAAAAUUGAUGAAAUCAGACUGUGGUGGAACAUCCUGAGGAAUUAAAACAAAUUGAUAGUAAUCAGAAUAGUAGUUCGGGAGUAAGCUACAAGCAAGCUACUAAAUCUGCGACAGCAAGCUGAGGCUACAUGGCACUUCUUCCCCUCGGCAACAAGGGUCCGAGAAAACCACUAGACGUUACUCGCUACCAUAUUCAGGUAAUAAUGCAAGAGUUACUUCUGGUUUUUCUGAAACAACAGGAGUCUCAGACUCGGGCGGCAACACCAUCUUUUAUCCUAUGCAAAUAUGUUUCUCCGGUUACCUGAUCAUAUAAAUUUGUUUCUGUGUUGUGCGAGCAGACAAAUCUUUAAACAUGAACAUGUUUUUUUUAGAAUUGAAUAUGAACAUGUUACCAACGCCUUA
Brassica napus (rape) is the source of this 2619-nucleotide messenger RNA. Its product is annotated as translocase of chloroplast 132, chloroplastic-like. NCBI's taxonomy places the organism in Eukaryota, Viridiplantae, Streptophyta, Magnoliopsida, Brassicales, Brassicaceae. Bases 288 to 1301 code for a protein of 337 amino acids. The transcript has 8 exons. The record is from RefSeq and is a predicted model, not a curated record.